CAAACAAAAAAAAACUAAACAAAACAUGGAAAUUACAACAAAGAAACUCUCUGUUCUCUUCUGUCUCUUCUUCACCAUUAACCAGACCCUGUCCGAAUCCGACCACAUGGACACUUUUUGCAUCAAAACAUCCAGAAACACCACUCACAACACAACUUACAACACAAAUCUCAACACCAUGCUCUCUACUUUUCGCAACCAAUCAUCCAUCGUUAACUAUUACAACCUCACAACUGGUAGCUUAGCUUCAGACACAGUCUAUGGAAUGUUCUUAUGCACAGGAGACGUCAACAUAACAACCUGCCACAACUGCGUCAAGAACGCAACAAUCGAGAUUGCUAAAAACUGUACUAACCAUCGGGAAGCAAUCAUUUACUACAUCGAUUGUAUGGUUCGUUACUCAGAUAAGUUCUUUCUAACGACGACUUUAGAGACACAGCCUAACAGCAUCUGGAGCUCUGAUGAUAUAAUACCGAAAUCACUAGGUCCGUUCAAAAAGAGAUUGUAUAAGAAGAUGGGAGAGGUUAUCGUAAGAUCGUCUAUGUUGUCAUCAGCUCUCACGCCGUAUUAUUACAUGGACGAGACUCGAUUUGAUGGCUCGUAUGAUCUUGGCUCUCUUGUUCAGUGUAGUCCACAUUUGAAUCCUGAAAAGUGUACCAUAUGUCUGGAAUAUGCGUUGCAAGAAAUUACCGACUGUUGCAGUGACAAGUUUUCAGCUAUCAUCUUCACUCCUAACUGUUUUCUGAAUUAUUAUGUCACAACUCCACCGUUGCCGCCGCUUCCAUCAACUUCUUUCUCCAUCAGAGGAAAUAAUGAAAUAUUGUGGGGAAUGACUCUGGCAGCUUCUGUGUUUGCAUUGAAGGGUCUAUAAUAAGAGACUGCGUGUUGAAGGGGCAAAAAAUAAAGUUUGUUAUAGUGUUUCCUGUUUGAUUGUUUGUACGCAUGUCCCUGUUAAUGUGG
Camelina sativa (false flax) is the source of this 960-nucleotide messenger RNA. Its product is annotated as cysteine-rich repeat secretory protein 59. Lineage: Eukaryota; Viridiplantae; Streptophyta; Magnoliopsida; Brassicales; Brassicaceae. The record is from RefSeq and is a predicted model, not a curated record.